Messenger RNA from Charadrius vociferus (killdeer), 2418 nucleotides. It is a transcript of the gene MBD6, whose product is annotated as methyl-CpG binding domain protein 6. Gene Ontology annotation, molecular function: DNA binding; chromatin binding. Bases 1 to 2418 code for a protein of 805 amino acids. Gene Ontology annotation, cellular component: chromocenter; nucleus. The transcript is spliced from 9 exons. NCBI's taxonomy places the organism in Eukaryota, Metazoa, Chordata, Aves, Charadriiformes, Charadriidae. The record is from RefSeq and is a predicted model, not a curated record.
AUGAGCAGUGGCAAUGAUGGCACUGGAACAGACCGACCGACGUCUCCCCCGUUGGCUGGGCCUGUGCCUGUGGGCUGGGAGCGCAAGGUGGAGGAGGGCUCAGUGUGCUAUAUCAGCCCCAGCGGCACGGCGCUGACCUCACUGGAGCAGACUUGUGCCUACCUCCUGGCCGAGGGAACCUGCAAGUGUGGCCUUGAGUGUCCACUCAACAUGCACAAGGUAUUUAACUUUGACCCGGGGGCAGCGGUGGCUGGGCGAGGGGCCCCUGGGGCCCAGGGCCAGCAGGACAUGACCAAACUCUGCAAUCACCGCCAGAAAACAGCGGCCAUGGCCACACUGUGCCACAGCAUGGAGGGCACCCUGGGCCCCUGCCACCCAGGCACAGGUCCUGGCCUGAGCCUGCUGUUCUCAGCAGAGGGGCACCUGGCCGUGGCCCCCCACACCGGCACCCACCUGCCCAGCACUGUCGGCAGCUUCCCCAUGGUCCCCUUGGGGACGAAGAUCCUGGAUGCCCCAUCUGCCCUCACGGGGACCUGGCUCACCACCCCACCCUUUCUGCAGCCCCAUGACAUCGUUCCCGGGACCAACGGCAUCCCCGAGAGUUUUCCUGCCAGCCCCUGCUUUGGCCUCCCCUUGCCCCUGCCAGAUGUGGCGAACCCCCCCCAAUCCCCUGUGGCCCAGAGCCAGCGCCCCAAGGGCAGGACUAGCACCUGGCCAGCCCUGUUGCAGGGAGCGACCAGAGAAAGCCCGGGGCUGGGGGUACCAGGGCUGUCCCUGCCAGCCACCACCGGUGCCCCCCAGACAGACAAGGUCAAUUCUGUCAGUGAUGCCUUAACCAGCCAAAGCAGCAAUAACCCGCCAGUGCCCUUAGAUGCUGUCCCUGAGGGCAGGGGAUUUUUGGGGCUGCCGCCGGUGAGCACCCCCUUCCCUGCCAGCAGCCUGCUGAGUUUGGCCGCCAAGGCCCAGCUUGGCAACCCCGACCCCACACCUGCCCUGAGCACUUUACCGCCCUGCCCACUCUCCCCUGGCAUGCUGCUCUCUCUCACGGGCGAGCGAGCCCCGGGCAGGGGGUCCCAAUGGCUCCCUGACCUCCAGGACCCAGUAGCUCACAGAGCGCCACCUGAGCGUAAAGGGAUGCCCCCCUCAGUGACUGGGCAGCCUCUCGCAGCCCUGCUGAGCCUUCUGGGUGCUUGGGGCUGCCCCAGGGAGGGGGGUCCAGGGGUGUCCAGCCUCCCCCUGGGCCCUCUGCCUGCCACCAACAGCUCACCCGGCCCUGGCACCGGGCUCCUGCCCACCAGCCGGGACUUCAGCGGGCAGCUCCGGGGUCUCUUCAGGCAGCUGGCACCAUCUUCUGAACCCACCUCAGGGACCUUCCUGCGGUCAAAAGCCUCUAGCCCUAACAGCAGCCCAGGGACUCUGCUCUCCACCCUGCUGCCCCUGCCCCCCGGGUCAGGGGAGAGGAGCCCCAAGGCCUGCCCGGUGCUGCCUGACCGACCCCCGCUGUUCUCUGUGCUGCCCGCUUUGCUCACUCUCCACCCUGCGCUGCUGGCCGCUGGGCUGGGCCCCCCCGAACCUGCCCCCACCGCCUCGCUGUCCAGCCUGGCCAGCCCCUCUGUGGCACCUACCUCGACUGACGCCCUCCCCACCACUGCUGAGCCCCUGUGCGAGGAGGGCCGGGCCCCUGACAGCCCCACUGGCACCCCGGAGGCCCUCAACCUGCUGGGGUCCCACCUGGGCAGCUCCCUGCUUAGUGCCACGCUGCUGGGCAAUCUACCGGUGCUGAGCCCCCUGCUCCAGAAUCAGCCACUGCUGUUCCCCCUGGGGCUGUCGCUGUGCUCGGACCAGGACACUGCUAGCCCCCUGGCCGGCCUGCUCCAGAGCCUGCAGCUGUGCCCCAGGUUUGGCUCCCUCGAGAAGUCGGCGACUCUGUUGGGUCCCAGUGCUGGAGGCUCCCCCAACCCCUCUGCACCUCCUGGCCCCCUCGAGGUCACCCCAAGUGCCUUAGAGCCCCCUGUGCCCUGUCUGGCUGAGCCGGGCAGCCCCAGACCCAAUGAGGGUGCCCGAGUGUGCCCCACUUCACAUUCCCCCCUCAAGCGGGGCCGCUGGCGGGCUGAGGGGCUCAACAGGGAGACACCGUCCCUUUCUGGGCCCCCCAGCACCAAGAGCCCCCGGCGUGGGGCUGGCCGGCGGGGCUUGGGCACUCAGCGGCACUUCAACGGGCAGGUGGACGACAGGGGUGGGAAGGGGCUGCCAGCCACAGCCCCCCCGGCCCCCCCCGCUACUUGGCGCUGCAUCGGGGACAUCCUGGCCGCUGAGCAGCAGCUCAGAGUGGAGGAGAUCAAGGUGGACCUGGCUGUGGCUCGGUGCCCGUGGGCUGGACGCCCCGUCAAGAGCCGCCGGAGGAAGCUGCUGACAUGA